This is a messenger RNA of Rubroshorea leprosula, 3669 nucleotides long. NCBI's taxonomy places the organism in Eukaryota, Viridiplantae, Streptophyta, Magnoliopsida, Malvales, Dipterocarpaceae. The record is from the annotation of a GenBank genome assembly.
CCCCAGAUCUUCACCAAAUGCUCAAAUCCUCUCCUCAUCCCCACCGCUCUACAUAUUUCCCCUUUUGCCUCUCCAUCCAUCGCUCCCAUCCGCCGCCUCUCCGCCACCACCACCGUCAUUUCCGCCGUCGCAGUAGAAAUCUAUGUAUAGAAAAGCAACAAUCUUAGGGUUUCUCGGUUCGGGACUCCAUCCUUGGUGCCGGUUAAUAAAGAUAGCAAUUUAGAUAAAUGCUGGUCCCUGGAAUUCUGGGGUUCCAGAGUAUUGUAGUGGGGUUGCUGCUGAUUCUUUGCCUGGUAAUCCGACGGAAGUGGAGGAAUGCGGCGGAGAGGAAGGAGGAAGUGAGGAGGCUCCUCGCUAUGGCCUCCCAGGAAGCUGUCAUGGUGGAGGCCCAAUCUAUGGCUGAGUACUCCGGCUACCUGAAGCCGUACCAAUGUGCUGUCUGCUUUUGUCCCACAACUACGCGUUGCUCCCAGUGCAAAUCUGUUCACUACUGUUCUGGUAAGUGUCAAAUUAUUCACUGGAGACAAGGUCACAAGGAUGAAUGCCAUCCACGAACUGAUCUUCCAACACAAAAACAGUUUAGAAUUUAUGGUGAUGAUUCAGGACUGGAAGGUGAAUUUAAGGCAUCUCCUAAAGCUUCACUGCUGGAAGGUGAGGAUGAUGAUGGUGAACAUGCCAGGGGUAUACCUAUGAAGUUUGCAACAUCUAGUGCCUCACCGUUGGCUGAUACCACUGUUUCUAAUGAUUUUGCUCCUGAUAUGCCUAAAAGUGCUGCUAGACCUCAGUAUAAAAGAGAAGCUAUUUUACAUUCUUCAAGGUCUGAGAUUGAUCAUGUGGAUAAUAUGAGUGAUCUUAGCAAGAAGAAUAAGUUGGUUCAUAAUGAUGAAGAGGUUGAAUUUAGAAUGCGGCUUGGAAAUAAGACUCUAAUGGAUGAUGUCCAUCCCACAAAAGAGAUGAAUAAGAACUUGGUUAAAGAAACUUCAUCUGAAAUGUUAGUUGCUGAAGCAUCCAAGAAAAAGAGCUUACCCUCCUCAAGCCUUUCAAGGCCACAUUUUGUAACCAAUGAUAGAGAAGAUAAAAAUGCCAGACAUUCCUCAUGUAAUGCCACUAGUGAUCAUCCAUCUUCAGCUGCAAGAGGUCAUCUGAUUACCAGUUCCAAUUCUGCAACAACUGCAAAUUGUAAUGAUCUCCCCAGCUUGCCACAAACUGCAUGUAAUGGCUUAAAAACAUCUAUGCGGAAAGUCGUACAGCAGUUUAGAUCCUCAAAACAGUCAAAGUCCUAUCUUUUAGGUUCUGAAAAUGAGGUUACUGGAAAAUACAAUUGCAAGAUAAUUUUUCCAUAUGAACUUUUCGUGGAACUUUACUCAUAUGAUGCAGUGGAGCUAUGCCCAUUUGGCCUUACAAAUUGUGGAAACAGUUGUUAUGCUAAUGCGGUGCUUCAAAGUCUGGCUUUUACUCGGCCACUUACUUCCUACCUUGUACGAGGGCUCCAUUCUGGAUCAUGUCGAAAGAAAGAUUGGUGCUUCAUCUGUGAGUUUGAAUGUUUAAUUUUGAAGGCCAGGGAAGGGGAGUCACUUCUGUCACCAAUCAGAAUAUUGUCCAAAAUACAAAAAAUAGGAAGCCAUCUUUCUCAUGGGAAGGAGGAAGAUGCCCAUGAAUUUUUGAGGUAUGCUGUUGAUGCAAUGCAAUCUGUUUGCCUCAAGGAAGCAGGAGCUGUGGGUCCAUCAGCAGAAGAGACAACUCUAGUGGGUCUGACUUUUGGGGGAUAUCUUCGUUCUAAGAUAAAGUGCAUGAAGUGCCUUGGAAAAUCUGAAAUAUUGGAGCGGAUGAUGGAUCUAACUGUUGAGAUUGAUGGGAACAUUGGAACUCUUGAUGAGGCCCUUACUCAGUUUACAGCUACUGAGAUCUUGGAUGGGGAUAACAAAUAUUACUGCAGCAGGUGUAAAUCCUAUGUGAAAGCUAAAAAGAAGUUGACGGUAUCAGAGGCGCCAAACAUUCUUACUAUAGUUUUAAAGCGGUUUCAGUCUGGAAACUUCGAGAAGUUGAAUAAGUCAAUUCGUUUUCCUGGGGUCCUCAACAUGGACCCCUAUAUGAGUGGAACAACUGAUAAGUCAAAUGUCUACAGUCUCUAUGCAGUUGUUGUUCAUUUAGACGUCAUGAAUACUGCAGUUUCAGGUCAUUAUGUGUGUUAUGUGAGGGAUUUCCGUGGAGGGUGGUUCAGGAUUGAUGACAGCACGGUAAUUCCUGUGGAGUUGGAAAGGGUCUUACUAGAACGGGCAUACAUGCUUCUUUAUGCAAGGCACUCUCCGAGGACCCCAGCAUUGGUAAAAAACGCUCCAGAGUCUCAUGGUGUAAGAUCCAAGAAAAGAGAUCAGGAAGCAGUUCCUUCUAGCUCUAAGAUGAGACUCGACUCCUAUAUUUCAAAUGCUGAUCCUUCCAAGGCACAGCAGAAGCAUGGAAAGCACGUCUACUGGAUAACAUCAGAUGGCUUGACCAGCAAGCAGUUACAAUAUUUAGAAGAUUGGAGAUUCCAUCCACCACGUAGAAUUCCUUCAGCAGAUUCAUGGAGUGAAAGUUCUUCCCUUUUCAGCAGCUCAGAUGCAAGUUCUUGUAGCACCACAAGCACCAAGGACUCGGUUAGGGGUGAAGACUUCUCCGAUUACAUAUUUGGUGGCAUGGGACACGACUGGUUCAGCUAAUAUCGGAUGCCAUUGAAUACGGGAGUGCCUAAUUUUGAUUCAGAAAGGGAUUGGAGAAAGGAUCAACAGGGGGAUGAGAACCCUGCAUUUUUGUACAAUGACUCAGCUAUACAUCAUUGGAGAAAUAGUAGUAGUAGAGACAAUGAAUUUGAACAAGUAGGCUGGGCCAACCUUUAUGAUGUAAGGUCUGGUGCAUCAUUAAGAAGAGCAAGCGGAGAUAGAUCAGCUCAAGCAUUUUAUUGAGGUUUGAGUUGAGAUGAAAUCGAGCUUUUUUUUUUUUUUUAACUAUCCUCAUGAUUCACAAGUAACUGUUCAUCAUUUUUUUCCCAAUCCAAUUGUGUUCUAAAAUACCUUUCUGCUGUUCUAAUUUUGAUCUCUAAACUUUCCCCUGAUUCACCUUUUUGUGGAAAGUCUUGUGGGCUGUGGAUAUGUAGUGGAUGUUUCAGAGAAGGUGAGGAUUUUUUGUUGGAGAGCAUGUCGGGAUCUUUUUGCCAGUAAGGGCUAAACUAAUUGGAAGAGGAGUAAGUUAUCCGUUGGAGUGUCUGUUAUGUGGGAGGAGGGAGCUAUGGUGAGGGACGCUAAGGGACAGGUGGAGGCAGGUAUGGUGCAGUUGUUUCCAUCUAUGGGGACCCAAUGGUAGUGGAGGGCAUGGCAGUGAGGAGAGCUUUGGACUGGGCAAUGGACAUGGGUUAUACAGGUUUUUCACUGGAAUCAGACUGCCUCGAAGUAGUUCAGGCUGUAUCGUGUGGACAGCAUGAGCGGUGGAAGAAGUGGGGGUCUUUUGGAUUGUUGGGGAUUCUAACACACAAACGAAAGCAAGGAUGGAAAUUUACGUGGAAAAUCGUAAGACCGGAAAAAAACUAUGGAGAAUGUGAGAACCCACUAUAAUCAAGCAAGAGUACAUUAAUUUGAGAGACAAUCCUUCAUCAAUGGAUGCCCAAAUGAUCUUACCCACUCUCACUCAAUAUCU